UUUUGAAAGUAAUGUGGUGACAUUAUCGGAGCUUUUUAUGAGGUUUUCGAUUAACAUUAAUGUUUUAAUAGUUCAUAAUAUCGUCAGGACGUAUCGUGGUCUUUCGUCCAAAAUGGCGUCCAAGUAGAAAGUUCACGGUUUUUCCUUAAUCUGUUGAAAUUUCUCGCACGUAGUCUGGUUGAAUCUCAUCAGGCUGAUCUGCCAUGAACACUUUGGAGGAGAAGCUCAGAGGUCUAUCCAUCGCUCGGUGGUCUCGCCCAGAGGAACCCACCUACCUGCUGGACGUCGCUCUGCAGCCGAGCGGCCUGCUGGCCGUGACCUGCUCCAACUUCACCAUCCACCUCCACAACAAGGACACUCUGAACCUAGUGGGAGAGUACCAGGGCCACAGCGGGCCGCUUUGUGGUGUCGUCUUCUCCCACACCUCCCCAGACUUUCUCUACUCUGGUUCUGCUGAUGGUACGGUCCGGGGGUGGGACGCCCGCCGCCCCGGGACAGAGGCAGCUCAGAUGUUUAAAAGUGACCCGUCACACAGCUACUGCAGCUUCGACCUGAGCUGCAGCGACACGCUCCUGUGUGCUGGCACUGAGCAGGUAAACGAUGAAGACAGCUUCCUGGUUUUCUGGGACGUCAGGAAGCCAGGCGGUGGCAUUCUGGGGGUGUACUCUGAGUCGCACAGUGAUGACGUCACACAGGUGCGCUUCCAUCCCAGAGACAAAGACCGCCUGGCGUCCAGCUCCACAGACGGCCUCGUGAAUGUUUUUGACCUGAGCCGGGGGGCGGAGGAGGAGGCCCUGCUGGCCACCUGUAACAGCGACUCAUCUGCCGGCUCGGUCUGCUGGUCUGGAGCAGAUUACACUCAGCUGCUGUGCCUCAGCCACGACGAGGGGCUGCACCUGUGGGAUCUGGGUCAGCUGGACACGGACGAGCCUCUUACCAUUUUCAGCACCUCUGACGCUCGCAGCCUGACUCCGCUGGCUGAUGGGGGCAGCGUGGAUUACCUGGUGGGGGGGAGGUGGCUGGAAGAAGCCCAAAAGCUGCUCGUGGUCGCAGGGAUGAACAGCGGGGAUCUCCACCUGAUGGAGUGUGAUGGCGGGGGGCUUCGUCGGCUGAGGAGCCUCGAGAGCGGCCACACCUCCACGGUGCGUUGCUUCCUGUGGGACGCAGCGGAGGAAGCUCUGGUCACCGGGGGAGAGGAUGCUCAACUGUUGCUAUGGAAACCAGGAGGGGAGGGACUCACGACAGGGAAAAGGUCCAUGAAGAGCGAAUCAGCUUUGAGACUCAAGUCCAGGCCACAUAAAAAACACGGCUACCAGAGAGAAAAGAAGGCAGCGACGUCGCCAAAUGACGUCGUCUGAAAACACUGAAUCAUGGCGACUGACUGCGCCGGCUGCUCCUCUGCCAACAUUUAUCUCUGAGAGAAACAAUAUUCAGACUUCAUGUUUUUUAAGAGUUUUACACAGAAAUAAAAAUUUGUACAGGACAGACCAUCAGGAGAGAAAAACCUUUGAAAAACGUCUGAUCUAACUAAAAGUUUGGUUGCUUCCGUUACGUUUCCUGUGGCGGUGGGAUCUCUGUACCGUACUCCACCUUUGACCAGGUGGAUGUGUUCAUUCGGCCAAUAGAAACGCUGAUGCACUGAGUCUGGAAAUGAAGAAAUGAUCAUCAGUUUACAGUCCGUGAUCGCUCUGAUCAAUAUUUAUAUAUUACCUGCAUCAUCGUGACAUUACGUCCCUUUCCAGGAACAGAAAGGUCAUGUGACUGUACUUUACGCCUGCAUUAACAUGUGAUCUGGAUACAUCCACCAGCUUUUGCGUUUGCAGCUGGUCUUGAUUCAGUUUGAGAGUUAGUUGGCUAAUGUAUUGUGACAGAUGGAGACUGGUAAUGGCAGGCGGGCUAGUUUUGGCCCACCUUUAGCUGUGGUCUGGCCUGUCUGAUCACAUUCUGACUGCAGCGCCUUCUACAUACAUUAAAACCAGCUGUAACCUGCGUUCUCCCCGAUCCAGAGUAGAUGUCCACAUACAGACUGACUGUUAACACAAGGUGGAAAUGUUGUCUCCCACUCAGUGAAGCAGUCCUGAGUCUCAGUCCUGAACCACAGACCAGGUCUAAGCAGGACUUGAGUAUGAAAUAUGUUCACGGUGGAGUAGUGACAAAAUGUCAAAGAUGCUGGACUAAAUACUUUUGUUAUAUGUGUGAUUUUGUUUUCCUGCAUUGCAACACACAAAGGAAACAGAAGAAAUAUUCCAGGAUCUGUGAAAACAUACAAAACAUUUAUAGAUAUUUGGAAAAGAUUUGUUUUCUCUUUGUGAAGUUUGGUAGGCGGUGGCGUUUGAUCGACGAAACAUCUAAAACAGUGAAGUACACUGAUUUGUUGAAUACUAACUGAAAACACUGUGAAUCUUAAUAUACAGCCCGUACUGUGUGCUGAGUGUGAAAUUGGGCCACGGCCAAGCUUUCUUUGAUGUUUUCAUUUUAAAGCAGAUUUUUGUCUAAAUGUCCAUGAUUGUGACUUUUUGUGAAGAACUCCAGUUUGAAGCUGCUCUGGUUCAUUCGGCAGGAGCACUGCUGUUACUGCGUCACAUCCCGAAAGUCACCGGAGCCGCUCGGCACAGCAGGAUCACGCUGAGAGCGCAGAUCUGCUCUCAAAUGGCAAAGAGUGGAAUAACAUGAUUGGCAGUGCGAGUGUGUGUUUGUGUUUCUGUGUGCGACUGAAGAGAAAUCCUGCAGCGACUGAAGAGAAAUCUCCUUCACAUUAGAGACAUUAAACGAUAAUUCUGUCUGGUG
Molecule: messenger RNA, 2787 nt
Organism: Chelmon rostratus (copperband butterflyfish)
Lineage: Eukaryota; Metazoa; Chordata; Actinopteri; Chaetodontiformes; Chaetodontidae
Gene: wdr89
Product: WD repeat domain 89
Exons: 2
Coding region: 204-1358 (384 amino acids)
Molecular function (GO): protein binding
Source: RefSeq, a predicted model, not a curated record